Octopus bimaculoides (California two-spot octopus) is the source of this 2135-nucleotide messenger RNA. RefSeq lists its product as uncharacterized. Lineage: Eukaryota; Metazoa; Mollusca; Cephalopoda; Octopoda; Octopodidae. The record is from RefSeq and is a predicted model, not a curated record.
AAUCAUAUAGAAUUAGAAAAACACAUACAAAGAGGAGAAAAGCUUGUCCCUGCUCCAACAACAUGCUGAAGUAGAACAUAGAUUCUCGGUUAAUAAUCUAGAUGUUAAAGAAUUACACUGGUCAACAACCAAUUUACAUCAGGGAUGUUAUAUGGUGUUUUAGAUGUAGUUUUGUCCGUGAAUUUCAAAAAUGUAAUCGGUUUCCUUCUAUCAGGCACAGUUUUUCUGAUGAGAUAAGAGAGGUAUAUAACUCCCAUCAGCAGUAUCGCUACACGUAAACGUCUUAUACAGGUGCCAAGUCAUCACCAUCAUCAAAUUCUACUCAGGAUGUCAAGGCAUUGCAAGAACAGUCCUGAUAUAUUUUGUCAUGUCUGUGGUUCAUUUACCACCAAAGCUCAGAAACGUGCCAUCACAAGUGAAAUCAAGAAGGUCUACCAAUUAUACGUUGGCUGCUCUCUUAGGGAUCAAGAUAAGAGAUGGGCCCUGCACAUCAUCUGCUCAGCUUGUUCAUAUGGACUAAGGGAUUGGUUAAAUAAGAAGAAGAGAGUAAUGCCAUUUGCAAUACCUAUGAUAUGGAGAGAGCCAAAGGAUCAUUUCAUGGACUGUUAUUUCUGCAAUGUUAAUGUAUGUGGGUUAGCAUAAGAUUGUGUAUCCCAACUUGGAAUCAGCAAGAAGACGGGUAUCACACAACGAUGAUGAUCUUCCUAUUCCAAUACCACCAGAAAAUGGCCUUCAGAUGUCUGACGAAGAUGUAUUUCCUGAAGAAAAUACUACUGCUGUGGAAGACACUGAAGUGGAUGCAGAUUUCACGAUUGAAAAUGAAGACGUACCACAGAAAUUUUCUCAAGGAGAGUUAAAUGAUUUAGUUAGAGACUUGUCAUUGUCGAAGGAUAAAGCUGAACUAUUAGCAUCUUGCCUACAUGAAAAAUCUCUGCUUAAUAAAGAUGUUUGUAUUACUCAUUUCAGGAAGAGAAAUAGGGAUCUGACUUCAUGCUUCUCUGUUGAUGGACCACUUUCUUUCAGUAAUAACACUGAUGAGUUAUUUCACUGUUUGUUCCAAGAGCAUGUUCCAGCUGAAUCGCGCUUAUUCAUUGCCUCAUCUAAGAGAAGCCUCAAGGCAGUACUACUACACAACGGCAAUAAGAAACCAUCCAUUCCCAUAGGACAUUCAGUGCACAUGAAGGAGUGUUAUGAAAACAUGCAAGUACUCCUCAAUGCCAUAAAGUAUAUAAGCUUCAGCUGGAAAAUCUGUGGGGACUUGAAAGUGAUUGGAAUAUUGAUGGGAAUGCAAUCACGAAAUAUUGUUGCUUUUUAUGCCUGUGGGACAGUCGUGCAACUAUCAAGCACUAUGUGCAAUCAGAGUGGCCUUUGCGAAAAUCAUGAGCCGGGAGUUUCUAGCAUCCAGAGUGAGCCACUUUUUAACCCAGAAAAUGUUUUUCUUCCCCCUCUUUACAUAAAGUUUGGCCUCAUGAAACAAUUCGUGAAGACACUUGCCCGGAAAAGCUCAAAAGGUUUUGAAUAUGUGAAGGCCAAAUUUCCAAAAAAUCACCGAGGCAAAACUGAAGGAGGGCGUGUUCAUAGGUCCGCAGAUUAAAAAAACUCUUGAAGGACAACCACUUCCUCACAGCACUGGAUGAGAUUGAGUUAAAAGCCUGGAAAUCCUUCAAAUGGCUCUGUGAAACUUUCCUAGGCAACAAGAGAUCUCUAGAGUUUAGAAAUGGAGUGAAAUGUCUUGUAGACUCCUACGCUGCAAUGGGCUGUCGGAUGUCCCUAAAAGUUCAUUUCCUUGAUUCACAUCUGGACUUUUUUGCAGAGAACCUUGGAGCAGUGUCUGAUGAGCAAGGGAACGCUUUCUUCAAGAUAUUGCAUCGAUGGAACAAUGAUAUCAAGGAUUUUGGAAUGCAGGAAUGUUAGCUGACUACUGUUGGAUGUUAUACAGGGAUGAACCUGAGACAAAACACCAUAGAAAGUCCAAAUCCCAAAGAUUUCAAGUUGUUAUGCAUUUGAGUGUACUGUAAUUUAUUUGUACACAAUAAUUUUAAUUUUAUACAAUAAAAAAAAACAUGAAAUUAUCAUAUCUUGUAUUCAUUAUCUAUAUAUAUAAAAAUGAGAAUGUGUGUCUGUCUGUCUGUCUG